This is a messenger RNA of Gossypium raimondii (Peruvian cotton), 2169 nucleotides long. Its product is annotated as zinc finger protein BALDIBIS. The coding region runs from base 337 to 1863 and encodes 508 amino acids. Lineage: Eukaryota; Viridiplantae; Streptophyta; Magnoliopsida; Malvales; Malvaceae. Gene Ontology annotation, cellular component: nucleus. The record is from RefSeq and is a predicted model, not a curated record. Gene Ontology annotation, molecular function: DNA-binding transcription factor activity. The transcript is spliced from 3 exons.
UAAGCAGAUAAAAAAAAAUAUUCCCUCCAGCUACCUUUCUUUUUGGUUUUUUCUUUGGGUUAAUUUUAAGCCAAAACUGAACAACCUCUUCAACCAAACCCCAUAUUCAUAUACAUAUAUAUAGUUUCACUGAGUUAGAAAAAGUUCAAAAAUCAAUCUUUCCCUUCUUUCAGAAUCCAAAAAGAAAAACCCAUAGAGAGAUCUGUUGGGUUGUGUUUUGCUUUGUAGCAAAUUAAGCUUCUUCUAUUUUGUAGUACAAACUAAAUCACCAGGUUUGAAGCAGUAGUUUAGUUUAGGUUUCACGAAGCUGCUUCAAUUCAUCAAAGUAUAUCAGAAAUGAUGUCUCAAGAUGGGCUUUCGAUUCCCUCAACUGUCAAAGGUUUAGCUCAAGCUCAACAGCCAAAUCCAAACCCUAACCCUAAUCCAGUGAAGAAGAAAAGAAAUUUUCCUGGAACACCAGAUCCAGAUGCAGAGGUUAUAGCUUUGUCCCCAAAAUCUCUCAUGGCGACCAACAGAUUCCUCUGUGAAAUUUGCAACAAAGGUUUCCAAAGGGACCAGAAUUUACAACUCCAUAGGAGAGGUCACAAUCUGCCAUGGAAGCUGAAGCAAAGAACAAACAAAGAAGUUAGAAAGAAAGUUUACAUCUGCCCUGAAAAGACCUGCGUUCACCAUGACCCAUCCAGAGCUCUAGGAGACCUCACUGGCAUCAAGAAGCACUUCAGCCGGAAACACGGCGAGAAGAAAUGGAAGUGUGAGAAAUGUUCCAAGAAAUACGCAGUUCAGUCGGACUGGAAAGCUCACAGUAAGAUUUGUGGCACUCGAGAGUAUAGAUGUGACUGUGGAACUCUCUUUUCCAGGAAGGAUAGCUUCAUAACUCAUAGAGCUUUCUGCGAUGCUUUAGCUGAAGAAAGUGCGAGAUUCACCUCGGUUUCAACGAAUGUUAACCCAGCGGCAGCAUCCUUUAGAAAUGAUUUGAUACAUGGGGCCAAUAACAAUGGGAUGCACCAAUUUUCAUCAGGGUUUAGGCCAGAGUUCGGUGGUUUAGAGCUAGUCGACAACCUAAACUCAAAUGGGCAAAAGCCAAGGCUACAGUUAUGGCUUGACGAAGCUAAUUCUCAAGUUAACCCAUUUGGUAUCCCCAGUAAUGCAAACGCUUUCUUAGCACCAAAAUCUACAAGCUUUCCUGACUUGGGAAUGGCACCAAUGAACAUGUUUGGAUCACUGACUACACAAUGGCUCGGCAAGUACCCAGAAGAUGCAUCAUUUGCAGGUGCAAACCUCAACAUGUCAGCAUUGCGACAUGGACCAAAACAAGAAGAAGAGAACAAGGGAGAUUUGUCUGAAUCCAUAACAUCUUUGUAUUCCAACAAUAGUCUCCAACAACAACAACAACAAAACUACACUCACAUGUCAGCCACUGCACUCUUGCAAAAAGCAGCCCAGAUGGGAUCUACAAGAAACAACCCAGCAAUUAAUAACAGUGGCUUUGGGUUAAUGAGCUCCAACACUUACGACCAAAACAAGAACCAUGUUUACAAGCUAUUCAAGCAAGCAAACGACCAAUCUGACAACAUAAACGAAUUAGUGAGUUCACUGUCCUCAAAUCAAGCAACCAUUGUGAAAGACGGGUCUGCAUUAGAUGAUUUAAAGUCGAGCUCAUUUGUUAGAAACGCCAGCAGCAAAGGAAAACAAGGUGGCCAAGCGGUUGUACUUGCAUCGAAGCUGAAUAACACAAAUUCAAAUGAAGUUGAAUUGAGCUUAACCAGGGAUUUUCUUGGCGUGGGAGGUGAAUCAAGCAGACCGUUGUUGCAACAAGGGCUAGCCAAGUUUGCUUCAAUGGGUUCCAUUCACCCAUGGAGUUGAUUUAGAGUAGUGGACACUCACGCCAUGUAAAUCAAACAACGAGUCAUGGACUGGGAAAUGGAGUCUUGUGAAAGGUGAUGGGGGGCCACUGACUGCGGUGGUGGAAGAGACUGAAGAGAAAAAGAGACUUGGCAGUGGUUUGGGCCCUCCAUGCACGUAAAUUUUUCACCGUUUUUAUUACUACUAUAGUUCCUGUGUUUUUUUCUUUCAACUUUCAUUAAUUUGCACCGUCUUUUCAUCCCUUCUACUGUGACGGCUAUGACAAAUUUCCUAGCUGGACUCCAAAUAAAAUCAGACAAUUACCUA